This is a messenger RNA of Cryptotermes secundus, 5418 nucleotides long. RefSeq lists its product as uncharacterized. The transcript is spliced from 12 exons. NCBI's taxonomy places the organism in Eukaryota, Metazoa, Arthropoda, Insecta, Blattodea, Kalotermitidae. The record is from RefSeq and is a predicted model, not a curated record. Gene Ontology annotation, molecular function: guanyl-nucleotide exchange factor activity. The coding region runs from base 273 to 4949 and encodes 1558 amino acids.
UAAAGUAGAUGAUGGCUAGAGAAGAGGAUGGUUGUGGUAGGUGGAUGAAUGUGUGUGCAGGAUAGUUGUGCGCGCGGUGGCUGAUGGAUGUUAUUGUUUGAGCAUGUUGUACGAUGUGGAGAGGUGCUGGUUUGGAAGCUGUGUGAACAUGUGUUGACAUCUGUCAAAAUCUUGACGUUUUCAUGAUGAACUGUCAAUGUGGUUCAUGUAUGAUAAUGUGGAGUGCGUUUUAUGCGAGAUGGUGACCAGCGACGUAUGACUGUAUUCAAAACAUGACCUCGGUGCAUGUGGCCGCCAAAACGAUGGCUGCCGCAGACGAAUGGGAUUCCGAUGGAUCUCUCAGCUGGGAAGACUUCUUCGGUACCUCGACGGAUCUGGUUCCGACCUUACUCGGCAUGUACGACGCUCUGAUCGGGCGCUCAUCGCCGCAAGCGACUGAGCACUCCAUGGAGGAGGCGCGGAUCGGCGUCGUGACAUCAGGGGUGUCCCGUCCCCUCUCCAUCAGCUCCAUCGCCUCCUCGUCUUCAUCUUCUUCUGGCACCAGCAGUUGUUCCGGCGCUGGAGGACGCCGACUGGGUGCCGCCCCCAAGUCGUCAGCGUAUCUGGCGUCCAUCGAGUCUUUGGAGGACGACAGCGACGAUCCAGAGAACGGGGGUGGUGGAGGUGGCGGUGGAGGCGCCAAACAACGCUUACAUCAUCAGAAACCCAUUGGUAGCCGUGCGGAAAGGCUUAAGGGUGGCAGUGGUGGAUCUCAAGGGUCCGGUGACAGCGGCGUGUGUAGCCCCUGCAGCUACAUCAGUUCCCCGUGUCCCCCGCCAGGUCGGCCCCGCUACUGCGACCCUCAUCUCAACUACAUGGACCGUGUCGUCAUGGAGAUUGUGGAGACAGAGGGAGUAUACGUAAGAGAUCUCCAGCAAGUGAUCGAGGGCUAUUUGGACAUUUGGCGGGCAGCUCCAAGCUGUCCACUCUCUAAUAAGCAGCUUGCUGAUUUAUUCAACAACAUUGAGGACAUCUACAAGUUCAACAGUGGGUUCCUCAGUGAGCUGGAGAAAUGUGGACUGGAUCCAGUUCUUGUGGCACAGUCCUUUGUAAGGAACAACAUGGGGUUUUCUAUAUACACACAAUACUGCACUAAUUAUCCAAGGACUGUGUCAGUCCUCACAGAGCUCAUGAGGCAGGAGGCAACAGUUCGGCUGUUUCGGGAGAGACAGGCAGCUUUGCAGCAUACACUGCCACUGGGAUCAUACCUUCUGAAACCUGUGCAGAGGAUCCUGAAAUACCAUCUCUUGCUUCAGAAUAUAGUGAAGCACUAUGUUUAUGAAGCGGAGGGAUAUAAGGACAUUGUGGAUGCUCUGUCAGCUAUGACAGGCAUUGCCCAUCACAUCAACAACAUGAAGAGAAGACAUGAGCACGCAGUCCGUGUGCAGGAGAUUCAGAGUCUUCUCUAUGGAUGGGAAGGUGAGGACCUAACCACAUUUGGAGAGCUGUGUGCAGAGGGAGCAUUCCGUGUAUAUGGAGCUAAAGCUCUGCGGCAUGCCUUUCUGUUUGACCGUAUGCUGCUCAUCACCAAGAAGAAGGAGGAGGGGAUUCUCGGCUACAAAACUCACAUCAUGUGCUCAAAUCUGAUGCUGAUAGAGAGUGUUCCUGGAGAGCCAUUGAGUUUCCAUGUCAUCCCAUUUGAUAACCCAAGACUCCAGUACACACUACAGGCACGCAACCUGGAACAAAAGCGGGAAUGGACCUUGCAGUUGAAGCGAGUGAUCCUGGAGAAUUACAAUGCAGUGAUCCCAUCACAUGCUCGGCAACUUGUUAUGGAGCUGGGACAGAAUCGUACAGAUGAUGAGAUUCUGGCUGACAAGGCAACCCCAAAACGCCAGCAUUCUGCACCGGAGUACCUGGAGAAGAGAAAGCAAGAAAGAGACAGGCGAAAGUCAGAGACAGGGCUGAGAUACCGCCUUCGUCGCAGCAGAAAGUCUGAUGUGGGUUCUUCAGGUGGUGGCACAGAGCAAACUUCACCUUUACUGCAAAGACGUGGUCGUAGAGCUUCCAGUAGUAGCCGUGAUCACAGUGAAAGCCGAGAAGAGUCCAAUCGUUCCACUUCUCCCCAUGCAAAAAUGAAGGAUCGAUUUGGCAGUUGGCGUCGCAAAUCUGAACCAGGGUGCUAUUCAGCAGGAGUCUCCAACAGUAAGAAGUCUCCAAAACUUGCUGUUGCACCUGUUACAGAUAACCAGGAGGUGCCUUCAGAAGUUCAAAACGACUUGCAUGAGGACAUUAGAUCAAGGGAAAGGAGAGUUAGUUUGUGUAUUGAAAGUAGUUCUGCUGAUUUGUGUGAAAAUAUAUGUGGAGGGACUGCUGAUGAUAGUAUUGAUAGUGAGUAUGAUGGGAAAUUAGGGACUCAUAGUGCAAUUAUGUGUGAAGAAGGUGGUGAUGGGAGGAAGGAGAGCAACGAGGAACAAGCAAAAACACUGGAGGAAAUUGUAAGCCAGCUGCUAAUGCAAAACCAUGAGUUCCAGAAAAUUUUAAAGAAACAGCAGCGCCAUGUUAACUUGAGGCAUCGUCUAACCAAUUUUGUUAAUGGUACUUCUGCUGGUUGUGGGAUGCAGGAUGAGACAACAGAUACUGAAAAUGAUGAUGAAGAUGGAGUAUAUGAGACAUUGAGUAUAACUGCUUCAGCUUCUGUGGCUUCUAGACCGGGGGCUACAUCAGGACAGAGCUACCGGGCUCACAGACAAGCCCACAUGAGAGCACUGCGCAAUGAGCAGAAGUCUAUUACAUCUAAAAGCCAUCACUGUGAAUCCCCUUUGCUAGAAUCUGAGUAUGUGACUUUAAUGUGCCAUAGAGAAGAUGAAAAUAUAGACAGAUCUCAAUGUUUAUCUAAUACUAAGUUUAAUAAAAAGGUCGAUGCAAGUAUGGAAGCUGUUGAUCCUCUUCGAGGAUGUUCUGUGAGUGUUUAUACAAGCAGUGCUACAGAUGUGGCCAAUAAACGAGAGUGGCUGCAUAGUCAUUCAGCUCCAAUUGAUGAGAAGAGUGACAGGGAAGGGAGAAGGUGUACUUUUGAAUGGGAUAAGGAUAGAAAUGGUUUUGGAAACUAUGACAAUCUGCAGCAUAUCUGGGAAAGUGUGCGUAGACAACAGGAGGAGAUUAGAUGUUUGGCAGAGAGAGAGGAAAGGGGAGAGGGAGGGGAUGGUGAAGAUAUAUUGCUGAACCUUCGUCGUACUCGAUCUUUCUCGUGCCAGGGAGGAGAUGAUGAUACCCGACAGCAACAGCAGUGCCUCCCAUCCUCCAUGUCUCAAGCAUCUCUGGAUGCCACGAACAUCCCCACUCUGCCAGCUGUAUGGCUGAAGCAACAAGGUGAACAUUUAGCUACUCCUAAUAAGAAAUCAGGAUCUCUGCCACGUAGUUUUCAGCUAGGCCAUGACAUUCACACUCCUCCACAUGAAGGAAGUUCCAAGGGAGGAUCAUUUAGAUCUCGCUUACUAACCCGUGAUGGACGUUUAUGUCCUGACAGGCCUUUCACAAUAGCAUCAGACAAGCCACCAGAGAUUAAUUUUGAAGAUAUUGAACGUUACAUAGAAGAGAGUAAUACACGUCAUGUUAGGCAUAGAUUCCCUCUGAAUGCAGGAGAUACUACUGAAGAUGACAGUAUGACAGACUAUACAGCAACUCCAAAUACAAGUCUUAAUGAAUUGAAUGUCCAUCCUGAAUAUAAGAUCUACAGACCAAGUGUUUCAAAAGCUUCUCUAAAACAUGUGAUCUCAAGUGUUAGCAACAAGCUUGCUGGGAUGAGAAUGAGUUCUGAGACUCUUGAGUCAAAUGAUGGUGAGGUGGAACAUGAACGGCUGUUGCAGAAAGAGCGACGUGCAAGUAAGCUUGUAUAUGCCUUGGCAAGGCAGUAUAGCAAGACCUUAAAACAGCGAAUACGCAACAUCAUGGGUGAGGAUUCUACAGAGGAAUAUUAUGAUGUAGUUCAACAUCAAACUCCAUCACCCGUGCAGACUUGUGCUCCAGUGUUGCCCAUCUACAAGCAAGGAAGCUCAAGUCUUGGAGCUCGCAUUGCCCAUUGCUCCUCAGAAUAUGCAGACCCACGACAACUCUACCCAAACAUUCCACCACCCCCUGAAGCAAUGCGCAAAACAUCAGAUAUGCGGCCUGAUUCUGUACUUUCAGUUUCAUCCCACUUUACAGCAUCUUCUAGUGAAGGAGAGAAGACCUCUGGUUUAGGUGGAAGUUUAGAUACAACUCAUCCAUCCUCUGUUUCCACCAGUACUAUAGCACCUUGUAACAGUUCUCAUGAAUCUGUGCAGGGGAGGGCUGAUGAUGUUAAUCUAAGUGAUGGCUCUGCAGAUAGCUAUUAUGAGCGUUCCUUUGAAGCAAUAGAGUCAUUUCUAGAAAAUGAAAUGUUUAGAGAUUCUGCGGUGUUCAGUGAUCAUGAAGAACUUACAGAUUCUUCUCAAACCUAUAAAGACUGCAACAUUUUUUGUGGAAAUGAUGACAGUGUCCCACCUCUUAGGUCAACUAAGAACUAUAAAAUUCCACCACCUGUCCCUGUAAAACCAGAUGUUUUGAAGAACAAGCCCACAUCCCACAUGCCAGGAUCUAAACCAGGGAUUUUUGAAAAGGUGAAGAGUUUGGAAGAGAAUUGUAGGUAUCAGAAAGAAGGCAAUCUUGUGCGUAGUCUUGAGGGUAUUAGUAAAUCAAUCCUGGAUCGUCGCCGUGAGCUGGAGCUGUGGAAGGCAAAUGGUAACUCCUUAUCCAGGGAUGAUGAGUGUGACACAAGUUCCCAACAUUCCACUGCCUCUACUGUCAUAGAAGUCAGCCCCUGUAAGGAAUCCAAGGAUUUCUCUGAGGAAUCGGAAGAAAGUGGCACUCCAAGGGGAUGGGUGAAACAUGUAAUAGGCAAGCUACAAGGGAGUCCCACUGAUGGACUACAGCAGAGAGAUCAGUGUUAGUAAAGACUCCUGACUGAAUGGUAGUCAUAAGAUUGUAGAUUUUAAACUGUACGUAUAUAUAUUAUUUUACAGAAUCUAGUAUAUGACUCGGUUUCUAAAACUGAUGAUAAUUUGAACCUAUUUUGUUGAUUCAAAUUAUUGUUUGUCUAUGAUGUAUUAUAGGUUAUGAUUAUGUUGCAACUUUCUUAUUUGUUUAUUUAUACAUUCAGUUUUUUUAAAAAAAAGGAUAACAGUACUGUCUUCAUUGGCAACUAUUAGUUUAUAUCAAGUUUGACAAAAGCACAAAAUAGGGACAGGAGCAAAAAAAUAUAAGUUUAACCAAGGUACGUUUUAACUUGAGACUAGAAGAGAUUGACAUGGUAUCACAUGAAUCUUUCAUUCUCAUGAAUGAUAGUUUCUUUGCAUACAUUGAGAACUGAAAGUAUGUGACAAUAACUGAACAUAACUUCCAACCACUGAUAUGGAAGAA